AUGCCGGAAUUCAUUAGCGUCACCUUCCCAAACGCAUCCACUGAGCUCACGCCAAUCCCUAACGCGGCGAUUGAUCCCGAGUAUCUCGUGCGCUAUGCCCGCUCUCUAGAUGACUUUGGAUACAACUACACACUGGUUCCAUAUGAUUCAUCCUCAUUUGACCCGUUCACCAUCGGAGCGACAAUUCUAUCAGUGACCAAGAACAUCAAAGUCAUCAUCGCUCUUCGCCCAAACACUCUAUAUCCCACAGUAGCUGCCAAGGCCCUCUCAACGCUCGACCAGCUAAGCCGCGGUCGUGUUGUCGUCCACUUUAUCGCCGGCGGCAGCGACGCAGAGCAAGCCAAGGAAGGAGACUUCCUAACAAAGGACCAGCGCUACGGGCGUCUCGAAGAAUACAUCAAGAUUCUACGCCGUGCCUGGGACUCCAGUGAGCCCUUCGACUGGGAGGGCGAGUACUACCAAUUCAAGCAAUUCAGCAACCGCGUCCGGCCGACCAACGGCACCAUCCCGGUUUCCGUCGGAGGCUCCUCCGAUGAGGCCUACCGCAUUGGAGGAUCGCUCGCGGAUAUUUUCGGUCUCUGGGGCGAACCCCUCAAGGAGACGAAAGAGCAGAUCGAUCGCAUCUACGCGGAAGCCGCGAAGGCCGGUCGCGCGGAAUCCGAUAGACCGCGUAUCUGGGUUACUUUCCGCCCUAUUCUUGCGGAGACCGAUGAGCUGGCUUGGGCGAAAGCUCAUCAGACGCUCGAUGCAUUGACUGCUAAUCGGGCAAACGGCCAAGGGAAGGUCCCGGCUAAUGCGCCGCCGCCUCAGAAUAUUGGAUCACAGCGUCUGCUGGAUAUUGCGGCUCGUGGGGAGAUUCAGGAUCGUGCACUCUGGUAUCCUACUGUCACUGCGACGAAUGCGCGGGGCGCGUCGACUGCUUUGGUUGGAUCACCUAAGACAAUCACUGACUCUCUGAUUGAUUAUGUUGAUCUUGGUGCGGAUUUGAUCUCUGUUCGUGGUUAUGAUAACCUUCACGAUGCUAUUGAUUAUGGACGCUUUGUGCUUCCUCGGGUUCGUCAGGUCCUGGAGGAGCGUGAAAAUGGAGCUUCCGCUUGA
Messenger RNA from Penicillium soppii, 1098 nucleotides. Its product is annotated as LLM class flavin-dependent oxidoreductase. The transcript has a single exon. Gene Ontology annotation, molecular function: oxidoreductase activity, acting on paired donors, with incorporation or reduction of molecular oxygen. NCBI's taxonomy places the organism in Eukaryota, Fungi, Ascomycota, Eurotiomycetes, Eurotiales, Aspergillaceae. The record is from RefSeq and is a predicted model, not a curated record. The coding region runs from base 1 to 1098 and encodes 365 amino acids.